Pogona vitticeps (central bearded dragon) is the source of this 4146-nucleotide messenger RNA. It is a transcript of the gene ZBTB21, whose product is annotated as zinc finger and BTB domain containing 21. The record is from RefSeq and is a predicted model, not a curated record. Gene Ontology annotation, biological process: negative regulation of DNA-templated transcription; regulation of transcription by RNA polymerase II. Gene Ontology annotation, molecular function: DNA-binding transcription factor activity, RNA polymerase II-specific; protein binding. Gene Ontology annotation, cellular component: nucleus. Lineage: Eukaryota; Metazoa; Chordata; Lepidosauria; Squamata; Agamidae.
UCAAACUCGGGCGCUGAGGCUCGCCUUCGCCCUCCUCCCCGCCCCGCCCGUCUCGGACCAAUCGGGAACGUGCGCACGUGACGAGCGUUGGCUGCGAUGACCUCAUCCCUGGUGUGGGAUGACGUCAAAUUCAAGAUGGAUGGAAUCACGGCGGUGGUGGCGGCAGCGCGCGCGGGCGAAUCGUAAAAGAAGACGGCCGAAGGGAGUUGGAAAAGGGGUGCCUGUUCAGCACUGGAAAAGACUACUUAAAAUACAGUUUUCAAGGAAACUGCAGAUUAAGAAGCAGGUACAACCCGAAAUCUUGAUAUUUCCAGAAUUCUGAAGUGUAUUCAAGAGUAAAGAGAAGUUUUAUGAGGGCGAGACCAAACCAGUGGUUUCAACAUACAAGAAAGGAGAUUUCAACUAAACAUUAGGAAGAAUUUCCUGAUGGCAAGAACUGCUAUACAGUAGAAUGAACUGCCUCAGAGGAUUCUGGGCUCUCCUUCAUCAAAGGUGAACCUAAACCAUGGAGGGACUUCUGCAUUAUAUAAAUCCAGCACAUUCUAUUUCUCUCCUAAGUGCUUUAAAUGAGGAACGUCUGAAAGGGCAACUCUGUGACGUUGUUCUUAUCGUAGGAGACCAAAAAUUUCGAGCUCAUAAAAAUGUUUUGGCUGCCAGCAGUGAAUACUUUCAGACUCUGUUCACUAAAAAAGAAAAUGAAUCUCAGUCAGUUUUUCAACUUGACUUCUGUGAACCGGAUACUUUUGACAAUGUAUUAAACUAUAUUUAUUCAUCAUCUUUGUUUGUUGAGAAAAGCAGCCUUGCUGGAGUACAAGAAGUGGGAUACAGUCUUGGAAUUUCUUUUCUCACCAACAUUGUUUCUAGAAGUCCUCAAGUUCCUUUACCUGCAUGUCCCAUUAAAAAAAUACUGUUCCAUGAGGAAGAUGAAAACAACUCACAGAAAAGGAGUGUUAUUGUUUGUCAGACCAAAAAUGAAACACAGGGGGAAAAUGUUGUUCAAGCCCCACAAGACAUAAGCCAUAGUUCUAAACCCUUAUCCUCAGUUGCUGUCAAAACAAAGAGACCACAAGUAACACAGUCAACUGAGUGUUUGCAUAGUUUAUCACUAAAUGAAAGGAGAUGGCUGAAAGAUAGUUCUUUAAGAUACUCAAAGUCUCAUGAAACUUCAGGUGCGGUGGAUGAUCAAAGAACUAAAAGGAAUACAAUUUUGUCCCAGAAACCAUUUGUAGACAAGGAAAUGAUUGCAGAUCAACCAGGAGGAAGUGAUCAACUCCUAAAGGGAAAGGCAGCAGAAGUGCCCUUGAAAAGGCCUUGUCCACCAGUCAUGCCUCUCUGUAGCUCAUCAGAAUCUACAUUUUUACUAAGUGAGACUGGGAAAGGAGCUGGUGCAGGAGAAGACAGGAAUUUGUUGUACUACUCCAAGUUAGGAUUAGUGAUCCCAUCUAGGGUCGCUGGUCCUGAAAACCAAAGUAUUGAUCGGAGUGGACCACUUGUAAAAAGUCUCCUUCGAAGGUCACUGUCCAUGGAUAGUCAAGUUCCCACUUAUUCAUCUUCUAUUGACCUGAAACUUUCCCAAGGAUCCACAGUGGUGAACAAAACACAAGGGAGAACUUUAAAUGUGAUACCCCCAAAGGUGUCUAUGAAAGAGUCUUCAGAAAAGGCAGCUCCUGAUGACACAACACAGGUAAUGCACCCACAUCGCCUUAGGUCCUUUAGUGCAUCCCAGUCAACAGACAGGGGAAUCAGUUCUCCUCUUAGGGAAAUACGGAUAAAAACUGAACCUAGCAGCCCACUGUCAGAUCCUUCUGAAAUAAUAAGAAUCACAGUGGGAGAUGCUUCAUCUGGCAAUAAAAACAGCCCAUUUAAAACUGAAGAUGACUUUAGAGAUCUCAGUAGAUUUCCAGCUAAAAGACGGUUUCAAGCAGACAGAAGACUGCCACUCAAAAAAAUUAAAGUGGAUGAACAUGUUCCCCCUGGAUCAGAGGAGAAUUCUGAGGAAAACGCAAAUCCUACACAGUUUGCUGACUACCCAGAUUCUGACAUUAGCAAAGGUGAAUGUAGUGAACUAGAAGAAACAAAACCUAAUAAAAAGUUUAAGUGCAAACACUGCCUUAAGAUUUUCAGGUCAACGGCAGGCCUUCAUCGUCAUGUCAACAUGUACCAUAAUCCUGAAAAACCAUAUGCUUGUGACAUUUGUCAUAAGAGGUUUCACACAAACUUCAAAGUAUGGACACACUGCCAGACACAGCAUGGGAUUGUGAAGAACCCUUCGCCUGCUUCUAGUUCACACAUUGUAUUGGAUGAAAAAUUCCAAAGGAAACUAAUUGACAUAGUGAGAGAGCGAGAGAUUAAAAAGGCUCUAAUUGUUAAACUAAGGCGUGGCAAGCAGGGACAGGCUGGUUCACAAGCACAACAAGUCAUUAAAAGGAACCUGAGGUCAAGGACCAGAGGAGCCUACAUUUGCACCUACUGUGGGAAAGCAUAUCGCUUCCUGUCACAAUUUAAGCAGCAUAUAAAAAUGCACCCAGGGGAAAAAACAGUUGGAGGAAAUAAGGCUCUUAAACCAAAAGAGGAUGCCCAUAUUGAGAGCCCAGUAGAAAAUAAAAAAGCUUAUCAGUGUCGUCUUUGUAAUGCUAAACUUUCCUCUCUCAUUGAACAGGGAAACCAUGAGCGGCUCUGCCGGAACGCAACCGUUUGUCCUUACUGCAGCCUUCGGUUUUCUUCGUUAGAGCUGAAACAUGACCAUGAAAUCACAUGUGAAUACAAGAAGCUGACUUGCCUAGAAUGUAUGCGCACUUUCAAAUCUUCCUUCAGCAUUUGGCGUCAUCAAGUUGAAGUCCACAAUCAAAAUACGAUGGCUCCAACAGAGAAUUUUUCUUUACCCGUUCUAGAACACAACGGCGAACUAAGUAGUGCUUCAAGGCUGCAUUCCCAGCCAGAGCCUAACAAAAUGAACAAUGUGGUGGCUGCCAAAGAAGAUGGUGUAUUCAGUGAUUCCUCAGAGCAAAUAAAUUUUGAUUCAGAAGACUCUUCCUGCCACCCUGAAGAUCUUAGUAUUUCCAAACAGUUUAAACUUCAAAUUAAAGAAGAACCUGCGGAUGAUGUUGAGGAGGAGAUUUCAGAAGGUAAUCCCGAGUCCAAGGAAGGGGUGGCUAAUAAAGAUACUGGUUUGUGGCCCUGUGAAAAGUGUGGGAAAAUAUUUACUGUACACAAGCAACUAGAGCGUCACCAAGAGCUUUUAUGCUCUGUGAAGCCCUUCAUUUGCCAUGUGUGCAACAAGGCCUUCCGAACCAACUUCCGUCUGUGGAGUCAUUUCCAGUCACAUAUGACACAAGCCGCGGAGGAACCUGUACGUAAAGAACCUGACAUGUGUGCAUCAGCGAAUUCGCCAUCACCACCACCUUUGCCUCCACCUCCACCACUUCCCAAAAUCCAGCCUUUAGAACCUGAUAGCCCAACAGGCUUGUCAGAAACCCCUUCAGCUACCGAGAAAUUAUUUGUUCCACAGGAAUCUGACACACUCUUUUAUCAUGCUCCACCACUUUCAGCCAUCACAUUCAAAAGACAAUACAUGUGCAAACUCUGCCAUAGGACAUUUAAAACUGCAUUUAGCCUUUGGAGCCAUGAGCAGACACACAAUUAAAAAGCAUUAAGAGUGCCUACAGGGAAGUGGUUUUUUGUUUUUAAAUCUGUUAAUUCCCAUGAUGUAUCUGAAGUUGCAACAUUGAAAUACAUGGCCAUACGUAAAGGGAAAAGAACCCUGAAUAACUGAAGUUGAUGUUCGUGAUGCUGCUUUGGUUGUGGAGAUUAAGGUAAACUAAAUGUAUUAUUGGUAGAGUAUUUCUCACUUUUUCAAGUUUGGUGGUCUAGGAUUUCCUAGUUAUACAACAAUUACAUUUAUUAAAAGUUGGUGACAUCUUCCUUUAUGCGAUACUGGUAUAUAUGGCUUCUUAUUAAAAGGAGCAGGAGUAAUGGGAAUCUUGAAACCAGUUUUGUUGUAUUCACAGUGCUUAACUCUCUGAUGAACUCCAUAUACAUAUUAGUCCUUCAUAUGAAGUUAAGGAGAAAAUGGUUUGAGGGCUUUGUUGUAUUGACCUUGAUCUUAUUGAAUGCUAGCAAUAAUAAAUAAAACCUCAUUUCAACUAA